Messenger RNA from Arabidopsis arenosa, 670 nucleotides. Lineage: Eukaryota; Viridiplantae; Streptophyta; Magnoliopsida; Brassicales; Brassicaceae. The record is from the annotation of a GenBank genome assembly.
ACAUCAAACACAAGAACUCAAAAUCACUUCUCUCAUCUUGUACCCAAUAUUACUGAAGCUUUCAAUUUCUAAAAUUAUCUAUCAUUCCCUUAACUUGUAAAUUUUACAAAUUAAAUCCUUAGGUAAAUCUUUCAAAACCCACAAUAUUACCACCAAUGGAGAAGCUACAAAAGAUGGUCUCCGAGAAGCCUGUGGUGAUCUUUAGCAAGAAUUCGUGCUGCAUGUCUCACACAAUCAAGACUCUCUUCCUCGACUUUGGUGUGAACCCAACGAUUUAUGAGCUCGACGAGAUCAACAGAGGAAAGGAGAUAGAGCAAGCAUUGGCUCAACUCGGCUGCAGCCCGACCGUACCAGUGGUGUUCAUAGGAGGGCAGCUCGUAGGUGGAGCCAAUCAAGUCAUGAGCCUCCAUCUCAAUCGUUCUCUCGUCCCAAUGCUUAAGCGCGUUGGAGCGUUAUGGGUUUGAUUAUAAAUGAACGAAAAGAAAACCCAUAACGUUGCAUACCUAGCAUAUUUAUGUGCCUUGCAAGUUAUACUAAUGUUUUAUAAGAAUAAUAUGAAAUUAAAGACAUUAUGUACGUAGUCUAUCUAAGUUUUUGUGUGGACAGAUUAUGAGAAUGUACCUAUUUCAUAACAAGAGGGUGUCCGAAUUAAUAAAAUCAGCUUGAGUUA